AUGUAUAAAGUGUACGUGUAUAUUAUGGGUCACAUUGGUCGUAUAGCUCAAACACAAGAGUUUCUAAAUUCGUCACACGUCACUGUAUUACGUUUAUUAUCCGAUAAUAAUUUAGACGUACAAGAUGAACUCGAAGUAUUUAAUAUAGCUGUUCGCUGGAUUGAAUAUAAAAAAGAUGAGAGAAUAUGUACCGUAUCGGAGCUAAUGAAAGCAAUCAGAUUUACACGCAUAUCUCCAGAUGAAUUAGCUGAUCGCGUUGAAACAGUCGAUUUUGUUAUUCAAGAUCCAUCGACGUUUCAGAAAAUUCAUAAUGCAUAUAGAUACCAUUCAUUGACAUGUAAAAAUAGUUGUUUAUCAAAAAUGAUUAAACUGGAACCAACUCGAACCGGUCGAAUAAAACCUGUUCACGCAACACCAUCUGUUACUGCAGCUAUAUCAAGUUUAACUAACAUUGCUAUACGCUUAAAACAAACUCAGAUCCAUAACGAUUGUGAAGAUCAACGACCACAGCAACAACAAAUAAAUGGAGGAAUGAUGAUGCAAAAUGUUUAUCAAUCGGAAAACUGUGGUAAUCAAGUUGAUCUACGGCACUGUUCGAUAGAAUGUGCUAGUGGAAAACUUCAAACACGAUCAUCCAAUGUCAAUAUACCAUGGUGUCAACGAGAUUGUUCACAAUAUUGUCAAAAUUCACCUUGUAUGAAUAAUAAUACUUCUGAGUCUUCAAUACCAGCGACAACAACUUAUUCGUCUCUUCCAAUUCAACUAACACCAUUCAAUUCUUGGCAACCUUAUCCAUCAAAUUACAAUAUGAUUGUCAAUCCACCUGAUAAUAUGACUAUGAAUAAUUCGAAAGGAGGCAUCAAUGUUGAAUAUAAUCCGAUAAUAAAAAUGGUUCCAACUAAUCAAUGUUAUAAAUAUUCGAAUGAUCAAUAUCAUAUCGAACACAUCUCAUCAAUGUUAAAACAGCGAAUUUAUUUUGGUAUUGGUUUUGUAAAUCAAUGUUUACUGACAAAUUCGAUUGAAUGUUAUGAUUUGAGAAAAGAAUGCUGGACAAAUUGUAUAAUUCAUUUACCCUAUCCUCUAAUGGCAAUGGCUUGUGCUGUAAUUAAUAAUGAACGAAUUGUUGUUUAUGGGGGUUUAAGAUCAAAAACAAAAUUUAAUAAUAAAAUGUUUGCACUGGAUACUAAUCAUAUGAAAUGGAUCAUCUAUCCUGAACAAAAAAAUUAUAUUUCUCAUUCUAAAAUGAUAUUUAUUUGUGGUGACUUAUAUCUAAUCGGAGGCUUAAUGCCAUCAUCAACUUCGUCGUCAAAAUUAACAACAACGAACGAAAUAUUUCGAUGGAAUACGAAUAAAAAUGAAUGGGAGACAUGGGUACAGAUGAAUUAUCCACGAUAUGAUCCAAUAGUGGUGCAAUUAGAUAGAAGUCUUCUUAUUUUUGGUGGUUUAUCAACAGAAUUAAACGAUCUAGUUUCAACAGUAGAAUAUUUUAACGUUAUGAACAGUCAAAUUUCAAUAGUUCAUAUGAAAUUGCCAUUAAAUAUGGUUGCAGCCUGUGCAAUCGUAUUUAAGACGAAAGAUGCACGCCUUGAAUAA
Messenger RNA from Didymodactylos carnosus, 1593 nucleotides. NCBI's taxonomy places the organism in Eukaryota, Metazoa, Rotifera, Eurotatoria, Philodinida, Philodinidae. The record is from the annotation of a GenBank genome assembly.